Messenger RNA from Cherax quadricarinatus, 1042 nucleotides. The record is from RefSeq and is a predicted model, not a curated record. Lineage: Eukaryota; Metazoa; Arthropoda; Malacostraca; Decapoda; Parastacidae.
GGCCCACAGGGAUGGACUGCUGCUCCAGCCUGUCCAGUUGACAUUUACCAACUUCAUGGAUGAAAUAGAUGUGGAAGAGUUUUCGUCAAAUAAUGACGUCGCUAGAGACUCGCCUGACGCUGAGGAACUAUCACCUAACGUCUCGACCUCGCCUUACGCUGAGGAACUAUCACCUGAUGUCUCUACCUCACCUGACGCUGAGGAACUAUCACAUGACGUCUCGACCUCGCCUUACGCUGAGGAACUAUCACCUAACGUCUCGACCUCGCCUGACGCUGAGGAACUAUCACCUGAUGUCUCUACCUCACCUGACGCUGAGGAACUAUCACCUGAUGUCUCGACCUCACCUGACGCUGAGGAACAAUCACCUGACGUCUCGACUUCACCUGACGCUGAGGAACUAUCACCUGACGUCUCUACCUCACCUGACGCUGAGGAACAAUCGCCUGACGUCUCGACUUCACCUGACGCUGAGGAACUAUCACCUGACGUCUCGACCUCACCUACCCGAGAACACCCCUUUCCUAACGUGCUUACCCAUCCGUCUGUUCUCGUACAACCUCCCGUUGUCGUCUCAACCUUUCCAGGUAAUUUGGAACCACUUUCAGAAAGGAAUUCGACCAGCUACCCUUACCAUAAGGAACAUUCAUCUCCGCCCAACAGCUACCAGAAACCAGGAACUUCUGUUCCUAACGCCAUUACUGUGACGAGCACUUCCCCACACAGCAAAAUACCUGUUCCUUUCCUGACGGUACUGUCUGAAGAGACAGUGGCUGUCUCGCCCACUGUCUCUACACUAACACCUGCGGUACAUAAUUUAUCCACACCAAAGGACGAUAAUCAUAUUGAAAUGAUGGUUUCGCGUCCAGAUUACCUUGAAUCUGGAGGAUUUAACUUAAUUAAGGUUAAAUAAUUGUAGUAGUUUUUAUUUAGUUUGCAUAUUUGUUACUUGCAGUAGUGUAUAGUAAUUUUUUAUUUAAUUAUAUUUAUAAGAAAUUUUAUUAAAAAUACAAAAGUGCGAAAUGACUAACUUAAAAUAUAA